This is a messenger RNA of Xenopus laevis (African clawed frog), 1849 nucleotides long. RefSeq names its product ATP synthase F1 subunit alpha L homeolog (gene atp5f1a.L). Gene Ontology annotation, cellular component: mitochondrial inner membrane; mitochondrion; proton-transporting ATP synthase complex. Gene Ontology annotation, biological process: proton transmembrane transport; proton motive force-driven ATP synthesis; ATP metabolic process. Lineage: Eukaryota; Metazoa; Chordata; Amphibia; Anura; Pipidae. The record is from RefSeq and is marked provisional. Gene Ontology annotation, molecular function: ADP binding; ATP binding; adenyl ribonucleotide binding.
GUAACAUCCACCCGCAAGCAGUCACCAGACUCCCAAGCCGCAGUCAUGUUGUCAGUCCGUGUAGCCGCCGCGCUGGCCCGCGCCUUGCCUCGUCAGUCAGGCCUGGUGUCCAAGAAAGCCCUCGGUGCUGCUUUUGUUGCAACCAGAAACAUUCAUGCAUCUGGCGUGUGGCUCCAGAAGUCUGGCACUGCUGAAGUGUCGUCUAUCCUUGAAGAGCGAAUCCUUGGUGCCGACACCACUGCAGACCUAGAGGAGACUGGACGUGUUCUUUCCAUUGGUGAUGGUAUUGCCCGUGUCUAUGGGCUCAGGAAUGUCCAGGCAGAAGAGAUGGUGGAAUUUUCCUCUGGCCUGAAGGGCAUGUCCUUGAACUUGGAGCCUGACAAUGUUGGUGUUGUGGUGUUUGGUAAUGACAAGCUUAUUAAGGAAGGUGACAUUGUGAAGAGGACAGGAGCUAUUGUGGAUGUGCCAGUCGGUGAUGAGCUGCUGGGUCGGGUUGUGGAUGCUCUGGGUAACACUAUUGAUGGCAAGGGCCCUAUUGGAUCUAAAACUCGCAGGAGAGUUGGUCUGAAGGCCCCAGGCAUCAUUCCCCGUAUCUCUGUGAGGGAACCCAUGCAGACUGGUAUUAAGGCUGUUGACAGUCUGGUGCCCAUUGGCCGUGGUCAGCGUGAGCUCAUUAUCGGUGACAGACAGACUGGCAAAACCUCCAUUGCCAUCGAUACCAUUAUCAACCAGAAGAGAUUCAACGAUGGAACUGAUGAGAAGAAGAAGCUGUACUGUAUCUAUGUGGCCAUUGGGCAGAAGAGAUCCACUGUGGCUCAGCUGGUCAAGAGACUGACUGAUGCCGAUGCCAUGAAGUACACCAUUGUGGUGUCUGCUACAGCCUCUGAUGCUGCUCCCCUGCAAUAUCUUGCUCCAUACUCUGGCUGUUCCAUGGGAGAGUAUUUCAGAGACAAUGGAAAGCACGCUUUGAUCAUCUAUGAUGACUUGUCCAAGCAGGCUGUAGCCUACCGUCAGAUGUCUCUGUUGCUGCGUCGUCCUCCUGGUCGUGAGGCCUACCCUGGGGACGUCUUCUACCUUCACUCCCGUCUUCUGGAAAGAGCAGCCAAAAUGAACGAUCACUUUGGAGGCGGCUCCCUGACUGCUCUCCCUGUCAUUGAAACCCAGGCCGGUGAUGUGUCCGCUUACAUCCCAACCAAUGUCAUCUCCAUCACUGACGGACAGAUUUUCUUGGAGACAGAGUUGUUCUACAAGGGUAUCCGGCCUGCUAUCAACGUGGGUCUGUCUGUGUCCAGAGUGGGAUCAGCUGCUCAGACCAGAGCUAUGAAACAGGUGGCCGGUACAAUGAAGCUGGAGUUGGCUCAGUACCGUGAAGUUGCUGCUUUUGCCCAGUUCGGCUCAGAUUUGGAUGCUGCUACACAACAACUCCUGAACCGCGGUGUGCGUCUGACUGAGUUGCUGAAGCAAGGACAAUACGUUCCCAUGGCCAUCGAAGAACAGGUAACCGUAAUCUAUGCCGGUGUCAGGGGACAUCUUGACAAGAUGGAGCCCAGCAAAAUCACAAAGUUUGAGAGCGCUUUCCUUGCUCACGUUAAGAGCCAACACCAGGAGCUUCUUGCUACAAUCAGGGCUGAUGGAAAGAUCUCCGAACAGGCCGAUGCCAAGCUCAAAGAAAUCGUCCUAAACUUCCUGUCCACAUUCGAAGCAUAAAUUCCGGGUUCUGCCACCAGUUUGUGAUGUCACUGUUCCCAAUUGUUCCUGGUUUUCAUUCUUGCUAAACUUAUUGAAGCACUUGUGCUUUUAAUGUACAGAAAUAUCUCUAAUGGAGAGUAAACUUUCAUGAAAAUUUAAA